This is a messenger RNA of Quercus robur (English oak), 1178 nucleotides long. RefSeq lists its product as uncharacterized. Lineage: Eukaryota; Viridiplantae; Streptophyta; Magnoliopsida; Fagales; Fagaceae. Gene Ontology annotation, cellular component: membrane. The coding region runs from base 153 to 833 and encodes 226 amino acids. The record is from RefSeq and is a predicted model, not a curated record. The transcript has 5 exons.
UUUAUGUUCAACGAGUAGUAAAACAAAAAAACUAUACCCAUUAUAUUUUGUGCAAUCGCAUUCGAUUGAAACCAAUUGACUUCUUUGUUUUUUUCUGACAUAUUUUGAGGAUAUCCUCAUUUGAAGCCAAAUUCUGUUAAGAGGAGUAUAAAAUGGAAGACAAUAUUAUGAAUUUAGUUGUGGUUGGAGUCAUUUCAUGGUCAACAAUUUUUCUGUUGACAAGGAGGGUCUUCCCCAAGCUUUCAUUUGAUUUCUCCAACCGAGUUGUUUCAACGAUUCAUGCAACUUUAGCUGUGAUAUUGGCCUCUCUCACUGUUCAAGAUUGGAGGUGCCCAGUUUGUCCCUUGGCUUCAAAAUCUUCCCCAAAGCAGAUGCAAACUCUAGCAAUGAGCCUUUCUUAUAUGAUCUAUGAUAUGGUAUGUUGCCUCUUUGACAAGCAAGUCAAAUUGGACACCUCGAUCCAUCAUCUAGUUAGCAUUGUUGGAUUUGGCGCAGGCCUAGCCUAUAAGAAGUGUGGAUCAGAGAUGGUCGUUGCAUUAUGGAUAACCGAAAUUUCCAGCCCUUUCCUCCACCUAAGGGAGCUUCUCAAAGAGCUUGGUUACAAAGACACCGACCUUAGUUUGGUUGCUGAUAUUUUGUUUGCAAUAAUAUUUACAUUCGCCAGGAUGGGCGGUGGGCCUUAUCUCACUUAUGUGACUUUGGUUGCUAACAAUCCAUUUCUCAUAAAGGCAAUGGCUUUGGGCUUGCAACUGGUUAGUGCCUUCUGGUUUUACAAAAUCGUCUUGAUGGUGAGAUACAAAUUGACAAAGAGGACUAGUACGAAAGUUGCGUAAAACCUAUUUGAACCGAGAAAUUGAAAUGGGCUAUAACCUGAUAUUGUGAUCAUCAAGAAUUCAAAGUCCUGCCUGUGGUCGAACUCGCUGGCCAACCUUAUUGCUCAAAUCAUUUAUGUAGAUCAUAACUGAUCAUAACUGUGAGGUUCCAAUUUGAUUGAUUGUGUGUGUUGUGUAGCUGUGUGAUGGGUUCAAUAUCUGGUAUUUAUUAGAUAGAUCUAAACUUUAUUAAUAACUACAAUAAGCCUCAAUUGUUACUAGUCAUUUUGAGGUAUAAUGUAAAUAUGGCUAGACUAGCCUUUUUCCUUGAGUUGUGCAUUUUAUUGUAUCCCUAGACUUUUUAAA